Molecule: messenger RNA, 2754 nt
Organism: Trematosphaeria pertusa
Lineage: Eukaryota; Fungi; Ascomycota; Dothideomycetes; Pleosporales; Trematosphaeriaceae
Exons: 1
Coding region: 252-2471 (739 amino acids)
Biological process (GO): regulation of DNA-templated transcription; DNA-templated transcription
Molecular function (GO): zinc ion binding; DNA-binding transcription factor activity, RNA polymerase II-specific; DNA binding
Source: RefSeq, a predicted model, not a curated record
UGCUGUAUUUAGCGUGCCCACCCGUACUCGUCCGCCAGGUGGUGCGCAAUGCAUGGGGUCUGGCCUGAAUCGCCGCUUGGCGUUCCAGCCUCGACGUCCGGCUUGACUAGCUAGCUCUUCAACAUGGAGGCUACGACUCCGCCGUCGCGUCCUUGCACUCCCGCAUCCUCUCCUCCGCACCUCCAAUGCCCUCGCGCGCCGCCCGGCAUGCCUCCAUCGCCAUGAGCCAUGCCCUCCGCUGACCGGCCGCCAUGAACCCGCCCCUGCCCGCGUCCACCUCGUCGUCCACGCCCUCGACCGCCUCGCGCCGCGUCCCGCUCGACAAACGGAAGCGCACCGAGACCAGCUGCGACAAGUGCAAGUCGCGCAAGCAGAAGUGCAGGAAGGAGCCCGGCCAGGAUGCCUGCCGCUACUGCAUGGUCAACGGCAUCGCGUGCCAGACGACGCAGCCGCGCAAGAAGCGGCUGUACGGCAGCGUCGAGGGCCUGGGCAACCGGCUGGCGCUGCUGGAGGCGCUGGUGAAGGGCCUGCUCCCCGAGGCCGACCUGUCCAGCGUGGACGAGCUGCGCCAGCUGGCCGUCUCGCUGGGCAUCCAGCUCCCCGACCGCGCGCUCGACGGCCCCCCCGGCGGCGACGCGAAGAAGGAGGAGGCGCUCUCGCUGCUGCCCGACCAGCAGGGCCAGGUGCAGUACAUUGGCCCGGCGAGCUCCUUCUCGUUCCACCUCAAGCUGCGCGCGCUGCUGGGCCAGAGCACCAUCCGCCAGUCCGUUCUGUUUGGACGGAACGCCGCCGACCAAGAGCUCAUGCACGGGAAGAGCGGCGUCUCGAGCAUCGACGGCAGCUCGCCCGGCGGCCCGCGUGCGACCGCGCCUGCAACGCCGACCUUCGAGGCGCUGCUCGCCGCCUACUUUGCCCACGUCCACCGCGACUUUCCCGUCCUCCACGAAGCCUCGUUCCGCGACGCCUACGAGCGGUGGAUAGUCGACCCGGGCAAGGCCGACCCUGCGUGGCUGUGCGGCUUCCUGUGCGUCCUGCUGCUCUCGCGCCGCGUUGCCCGCCUGCCCGUGCCCGAGGACGAAGAGCGGCUCUGGUGGCGGCGCACGCAGACGCUCCUGCCCGUCGUGGCAUUCACCUCCAGCGUCCACGCAGUCCAGGCGCUUGUGCUCGCAGCCCUGCAUCUGCACAAUACAAACCAUCGGGACGCCUGCUGGAAUCUUACCGGCACCGCAAUCCGCAUCGCAUUCGCCAUCGGCCUCCACCAGGACAAUGUCAACGCGACGCAGAACCAGCCGACGACGGAGCUUCGGAAGCGCCUGUGGUGGACGCUGUACGCUUUCGAGCAGAUGCAGCUGUCCUCGUACGACCGCCCAAGCGCGAUAGAGCAUCCUGCGCCGAGAGUUGAUUGCCCCAACGAACAGAUCCUCGGAGCGGACCAUUUCUGUCCGCCCGAUUACAGCAAAUGCUUCAACCGCCUGGUGGUGCACUUAGCCGCCGCCUGUCGUGCGCCAAAGCAUGCGGGAACGAGUGCGAUUGAGGAGGCGUAUGUGAGCCCGCUCUCGCCCGCAGCCGGCGUCCUCAGGGACCUGGAGCGGUGGAAAGGAGACCUUCCGCAAUCCUUGCGCCUGGAGGCACUCGACUCCUCCCCGCCUGCCUUUCGGCGGCCUCUUCUCCUCCUCCACGCCCUGUAUCACUACACUGUUACCGUGCUAUGCCGCACCGCUCUGCUUGCGCGUGCUACCGCUCUGUCCAAGAGCGGCAAGGACUCAACGAAUACAGCUCUCACGAGCAUGGCAGAUGCGUGUAUUGAGUCCGGGCAGGCCCUCGCAAGCAUCCUGCUGCAGCUCGAUGCUAUCGGCAAAUUCGACCCCAUCACCUGGUUCGACUGCUGGUAUGCGCUGCAAUCCGCCACAAUGCUCCUCCUCGAUCUCGUCUGCACGAAGAAGAGGACCGGCAACCAUGUGUCUUAUUCCCGCCUUCUCCUCUCACAGCUUGCAGACUUAACGCACCGGCACCUACAAAAUCCCCACAUACCCGGCACACUGAAGAAAUUCGCCUCCAUGGUCCCCGAACUGCAUUCCAUGGCGAACUCCAUGAACGCUACGCCAAUAGCGAAACCGGAAGCGCAGCCCGGCUCGGCCCCGGCUCACGAUCCUCUGCAGCCCUCACCGCAGCCCCCUUCACCGGCGCCUCCGCAGAUAGCUCCCUUCGGCUUCCAUCAAUCUACGACGAAUAGCGGCUCCUACGUAUUUGUCGAUAAUAUUACAGGCCGCUACUUCCCGGACAUGGCCAGCUUGGGGAAUGGGGUAGAGUAUCCGAACACCAGGUUUGACCGAAACACGCAGAUGUCAUUCAUGGACUUUACGCUGAACAAUAUCCAGGAUUGGACCUGGAGCGAUUUGGGCGGUUUGUUGGGCAAUGAGGUUGUGUCUCAGGUCCCGGGACCAACAGAGCCUGGCUCAGGCCCGGGCUAGUCUUCAGUAGAGGAAAUAGAUUCGGAUCAAUUGAUACCCCGUUAUUACUUCGUUCAGUCCACCCGGCCUCCUCGUUCUAUCCAGACUAUGCCGAAAAGUGCCCCAGUAUGUCUAGGUGACCUGCAUACACUCUGCCAGCCCACCAACAUGCCCCCGCUUUGUUCACCGCUGGCCAUGCAUUUCAGCUCGGCAGCAACCGAGCCCUGGCCGUGGUAGCGAAACCCUGAUUUCCUUGCUGGCAGCUUCCUGUUGUGGCACGGCUCUUGCCAUAGCUGGGGCUGUG